Messenger RNA from Caenorhabditis sp. 36 PRJEB53466, 1569 nucleotides. The record is from the annotation of a GenBank genome assembly. Lineage: Eukaryota; Metazoa; Nematoda; Chromadorea; Rhabditida; Rhabditidae.
AUGAGUGAUAUUGAACCUCUCACCGACGAGAAAAAGGAAAAGGUGGAGCAAUACAUGGUAAUUAACACAUUUUAAACUAAUAUUUGAGAUCUCUUGUUUGCAGGGUAUGGCUGCCAUUACCGACCAGGAAACAGCCGUUUCCAUUCUCCAAUCCGUCGAUUGGAAUCUUCAGAGAGCCGUAUCGACUCUUUUCGACGGAGACGAGCAGAUUGUGGAAGACUAUCCGGGAUACGCAUCGAGUAAUGCUCACGACGAGCUCGAAACGAAUUUCGAGAGAUGCUGGACGUCGAUGAUGGAACGGACGAGGCCAAACGCACCUGACGUCUCAAACUUGGUCAGUUUUACGUUUUGGGCCGGGUGGCAAAGUAAUUGCGCGCUCAGAUUGCGAAACUGUAGAACUGUUACAUAACUAUCGCGCCUUGCCUUAACGCCCAGCAAGAACGAGAAUAAAUAGACAUAAGUGUUAUUUUUCAGGUUCCGCUCAUUCCUAAGGGGUUUGACUCCGUCCCGGAAGCCUUGGAAAAGUUUGGCCAGGUCUUCUCUGCGAGAUACGGAGACGAUCAGGGAAACGUGCCGACAUUUUCCACGGUGGCUCUUCCGGUUGCGAUCCGCACGGCGUUCGAGGAGGAGACGACAAAACCGUUGUUCUUCUACGUGCACAAUGACCGAAGCAACAAAGCAGACGAGUUUGCGUCGGAAAUCCUGUGCCAUAAGGACGUGAUCACCGUUCUUAAUGAGAAGUUCAUUGUCUUCCCUUGGGAUGCCACGGACAAGGAGAACUUCAAGCACUUAAUGCAGUCCUUGUACGAAUAUGACAUCAAAGUAUUUGCGGAUGUUGUCAUGAAAGCAGCAAGAACGAGCCCGAACAACUUUCCAGUGUUCGGAGCAAUCACGAAGUACAAAAAGAAGUCGAACUUGUUGGGAGUCUUUCAAAGCGGUAUCAACUUGGAGCGCACUAUGGAGAAACUAAACGCUCUUGUCGAACAAUUCAACAGAUUGAAAUGCAUGGACACAAUUGAGAAGCAGGAGUCGGUUCAGAGGCAGAACCUGCGUGCAGAGCAGGAAGCCGAAUAUCAAGCUUCCUUGGCUGCUGACAUGGCCAAGAUUGAGAAGAAGAAGCAAGAGGAGGAAACGGAAAGGUUGAAGAAACUGGCGGAAGAAGAAGAAGCAGAAAAGCAGAGAAUAGCUGAGGAAAAAGAAAUGAUGAGAAGAGAGAAGGUGUUGGAAAACCUUCCGGACGAGCCGUCAGCCAGUGAAACCGGCAUCAUCCUUAUCAAAUUCAGACUUCCAAAAGGAAAACAAGUAAGUAACCGAUACUGAGUAGAUUUAAAUGUUUCUUAGCUAUAUCUACAAUCAUUUUUGUUUCAGGAAAUAAGACGCUUUCGCCAGUCCGAGACGCUCGAAACGAUGUUCGAUUUUCUGUCCGGAAAAGGAUUUCCGCUGUCCGAGUACAAGGUGCUCAAUUCGGAUUUUCCGAGAAAGAACAUCAGCGACGUGUUAGAUGCCAGAAAUACGUUUGCCGAGCUGAAUUGGCACUCUCGUGAACAAGUCUUUGUUGAAGAACUCUAA